GUUUGUGGACACGGCCCUUGUCAGCUGACAACAUAACCUCAAAUGUGUAUCCAUAAUCCAUCCGCUCCGGGUUUGAUUCCAGGCGCCCUGCAUAUCGCGGUUUUUCCGCACUGUUUAUUGAUAAAAUUUAUUGACAAAUUAAUUAUGUCGUAUUGUUGAAAGGCUUAAGGCCGUUGCGAAUUGUACGAGGAGUUUAAAAUUGCUGUAUAAUAAGAAAAAAGGCACUGUUUACAAGUUUGACUCUGUUUACAAGUUUGAUUGACAGUAUUAUGAAUUUGGUACAGUGUCUUUGCAUCAUAUUAUCCAAAGGAUAGGACAGAAGGCGCUUAAUUUCCCUCACCCGAGGGAAAAUUUAUAAAAUAACCAUAAUCCAUGAACAAUCUACAAUUACAGUCAAAUGGGCGUCAGCACCAAAACUGAGCAGAGACUACUAUUGUCUUAUUGCUCCUUCACCUGCAUCUACCUUUCUGGAAUUCUGACGCUGGUGAAUUUUAAUGACAAUUUGUACAACGUCGGCAAGUACAAAUUCCUACCCGUGCUGAUGAUACUAACAUUCGCCGAGGUGAUAAAGCUGCUGUUUCCUAUGCUGCAAGCGGAGGCACCUACUAUAAUCAAGAUCGAGCAACGAGUCUAUCCGAAGGCCAAGACAUGCUGGGCGAAGAACCUGAGAGACGUCGUCAAGUUCUCGUUCAAUACGUUUUUUCUAUCAGUAUUUUACUACUUAACAAUCGUGCUGUUCGGCGCACCUAUUUUAACUGAUCACGAGGAGACAACGAUGCUAGUCAUCACCCUGAUCACAUUGACUUACGUAUCCACCAGCUUGCAUUUAGGACAGGACCAUACGGUGGACAUCUUGACAGGGGUUUAUUCCUUGAAGAGCACUAUCCUCUCGAAUGCUUUAAAACUCAACAUACAGAUGACAAUAUUAGGCACUUGGCUGGGCGCUAUUGUCAUCCCUCUAGACUGGGAUCGUCCUUGGCAAGCUUGGCCGAUUCCUUGUGUUAUAGGUGCAUUACUUGGCUACUUGAUCGGCCAUUUCAUCACUCUCAUCAAGAUGCUUCCCUCACUGAAACUAUAUAGGAAAAUCCAUCGAUAAUUGUGGAUAUUUGUGAGAAAAAAGAUAUUCCAGUUUCUCGAAUAAUAUUAUUUUAUUAAAUAAACGGUAUGCUGAUUGUUAUGUUGCAUUUUGAUGAAUAUUGUGUAUAUUAGGUCAUAUAGAAGUAGUUUAAUAUAUUAAUAUAUAAC
Messenger RNA from Mycetomoellerius zeteki, 1245 nucleotides. RefSeq names its product phosphatidylinositol glycan anchor biosynthesis class F (gene PIG-F). Gene Ontology annotation, biological process: GPI anchor biosynthetic process. The record is from RefSeq and is a predicted model, not a curated record. Gene Ontology annotation, cellular component: endoplasmic reticulum membrane. The transcript has 2 exons. Bases 398 to 1096 code for a protein of 232 amino acids. NCBI's taxonomy places the organism in Eukaryota, Metazoa, Arthropoda, Insecta, Hymenoptera, Formicidae.